Molecule: messenger RNA, 1495 nt
Organism: Pelodiscus sinensis (Chinese soft-shelled turtle)
Lineage: Eukaryota; Metazoa; Chordata; Testudines; Trionychidae
Product: claudin-8-like
Cellular component (GO): bicellular tight junction; membrane
Molecular function (GO): structural molecule activity
Source: RefSeq, a predicted model, not a curated record
GGUCCUUCUCUUUAGUCAGGCAUGGACUGCUGCCUAUCUGAACAUCAGUAAUACAAACUGAAGCUGCUUCGAAGUCAUUUUGACACACCAGCAAAAUAUUACAGGAACGAUUCUCGCUCUGUUUUAUCUCCAAGAAAACCUAUUUUGGAAAUACCUCUCUGUACACUUUUUUUGGGGGUGUGCUUCUCUUGAAGGAAUAUGGCUCCUUUUGCAUUGCAAGUUAUAGGCCUAAUAUUUGGAGGCCUCGGCAUGAUUGGGGCUUUUGCAGUCGCUGCAAUGCCUCAGUGGAGAGUGUCUGCUUUCAUUGGAGGUAACAUUGUGAUAUUUGAAAACAUUUGGGAAGGGCUAUGGAAGAAUUGUGUAUAUCAAGUCCACAUCAAGAUGCAGUGUAAAUACUAUGACACUGUGCUAGCGCUCCCACCUGUUUUAGAAGUAUCCAGAGGACUGAUGUGUGUUGCUGUGAUACUCUCUGUUAUUGGCUUUCUGUUAACCAUUACUGGCAUGAAAUGUACUCGGUGUGUUGGGGAUAACAACCGAGUCAGGAGUAUCAUUCUGCUGGCAGCUGGGAGCAUUUUUAUCAUAUCUGGGAUUCUAGUUCUGAUACCUGUGUCUUGGACUGCCUACAACAUCAUUAGAGACUUCUAUAAUCCAGCAAUCCACGCAGGCCACAAACGAGAACUGGGAGCUGCCCUCUAUUUAGGCUGGUUGAGCUCAGCAUUGCUCAUUAUUGGAGGAGCACUAUUUUGUAGCUUUUACCGUCGUGGUGACAAACACCGAAGAGGGAAGUAUUCAUCACAUGCUUGCCAUGGACUGCCCAACUCUGAAUACAUGGAAACGAAAGCCCAAACCAAGCAUGCUUAUGUCUAGCUGCUUUGUGAGUUUUCUCUUCAAUGUUUUAAUUUGCAGUGAUGGACAUUAGUUCCUCCAUAAGUGGCUAAAGGAGAAGUUGUUUGGGUCAUUUGUAACUCACUGUUAUCUAUCUAAUCUAUCUAUCUAUCUAUAUAUUAUAAGUCUUGGAAAGACUAGAUCAUGUCAGUAAACAUUGAUUUCCCCCCACACACAGAUCAAAUGAAUAUUUCCAUCUGACACAAUCAAAAUUUGCAGAUAGGCAAAGAAAAAUGCCUCUUGAGAAUUUGAGUGAGCUGAGGGUAUUUCCUUUAUGUUUUGCUGUGUGAUAUUGACAAUGUGUGUGUGUUUUAACAGUUAUAAAAUGUUAACUUUUUUAACUUUUGUGCCUUCUGAUCUUAACAUUCCAGGUAUUCAGUAAACCAGAUUGCCUGAAAGGGUUAAAACUACAGACAGUGGAUUCUAGAAUCUCCAGGAAGGCUAGAGAAGCAUACAUGAGUUGGCAGAAAGCCCAGAGGACCAAUGAAUACAGAACAUGCAUUUUUAAAUUAGGAGUAGUGACCUUCCUGUUCUACCCUUUGCAUGACCAGAGGACAGCUAGGAGACAAACUGAGUUAGGAACAUAGCAUGGAGUAGCCAAUGCCAGACA